Molecule: messenger RNA, 3199 nt
Organism: Manis javanica (Malayan pangolin)
Lineage: Eukaryota; Metazoa; Chordata; Mammalia; Pholidota; Manidae
Gene: ZNF503
Product: zinc finger protein 503
Biological process (GO): negative regulation of DNA-templated transcription
Cellular component (GO): nucleus
Source: RefSeq, a predicted model, not a curated record
CUCGCCAGAGCCCCGGCUGGACAGGCAGCGGCUCACAUCGCAGAGCGCAGCGCCAGCGCCGGGCCGCAAGUGCGCAGCGCAGGGGGCACAGCCCGAGGCGGACACAGCGAGCCACUCGGCACUCCGCAGUCGGGCCGGCUCCUCCAGCUCCGUCACGGCUCGGCUGCAGGCCACCCAGGAUUGUUUGCUUCUGGCUCCAGGCGCCGAGAAGGCGCCCUGGGUGCCCGUGGCCGCUGCGCCAGCUCCUCCUCCGGCUGCUCCAGCUCCCCGGGCGAGCGCGCAGCCCGGAGCCCGCCCCGCGCCUCCCGGAGCCCUCCCCCCGCUGCUCCCAUGCGCGCGGGUGGGUCAUGAGCACAGCGCCCUCGCUUUCUGCCCUAAGAAGCAGUAAGCACAGCGGCGGCGGCGGCGGCGGCGGCAGUGCAGACCCUGCCUGGACCAGCGCGCUCUCUGGAAAUAGCUCCGGACGCGGCCCCGGCUCGUCCCCGGCCGGCAGCACCAAGCCUUUUGUGCACUCCGUGCCCCCCUCUGAUCCUCUCCGCCAGGCUAACCGCCUGCCCAUCAAGGUGCUGAAGAUGCUGACCGCACGGACUGGCCACAUUUUGCACCCUGAGUAUCUUCAGCCCCUACCUUCCACUCCCGUCAGCCCCAUCGAGCUUGAUGCCAAGAAGAGUCCGCUGGCGCUGUUGGCGCAAACAUGCUCGCAGAUCGGGAAGCCGGACCCCUCGCCCUCCUCCAAACUCUCUUCGGUCGCCUCCAAUGGGGGCGGCGCUGGCGGCGGCACUGGCGCCGGGGGUGACAAGGACGCAAAGUCGGGCCCCCUCAAGUUGAGUGACAUCGGCGUAGAGGACAAGUCGAGUUUCAAGCCGUACUCCAAACCCGGCUCGGAUAAGAAGGAGCCAGGAGGAGGCGGCGGCGGCGGGGGUGGCGGCGGCGGCGGCGGGGGGGUUUCGGCAGAGAAGUCCGGAUUUCGGGUACCGAGCGCCACCUGCCAGCCAUUCACGCCCAGGACAGGCAGCCCAAGUUCCAGCGCCUCGGCCUGUUCUCCAGGUGGCAUGCUGCCUUCCGCCGGGGGCGGCCCCGAGAGCAAGGAUGACAAGAAAGACCCCGACGCCAGCGGCGGCGGUGGCGGCAGCAAGGGCUCCGGGGGUGCCUCGGCCGAAGGGGGACCUACGGGGCUGGCGCACGGCCGGAUUAGCUGCGGUGGAGGAAUUAAUGUGGACGUGAACCAGCACCCAGAUGGGGGCCCUGGGGGCAAGGCUCUAGGCGCUGACUGCGGCGGCUCAUCCGGCUCCAGCUCCGGCUCGGCCCCCAGCGCGCCCACCUCCUCCUCGGUGCUGGGCUCUGGGCUGGUGGCGCCCGUAUCUCCCUACAAGCCGGGCCAGACAGUGUUCCCUCUGCCUCCCGCAGGCAUGACCUACCCAGGCAGCUUGGCUGGGGCCUACGCCGGCUACCCGCCCCAAUUCCUGCCACACGGCGUGGCGCUCGAUCCCACCAAGCCGGGCAGCCUGGUUGGGGCGCAGCUGGCAGCAGCCGCAGCGGGCUCUCUGGGCUGCAGUAAGCCGGCCGGCUCGAGCCCCUUGGCCGGGGCUUCGCCGCCCUCCGUGAUGACAGCCAGUUUGUGCCGGGACCCGUACUGCCUCAGCUACCACUGCGCCAGCCAUUUGGCAGGGGCUGCGGCAGCCAGUGCAUCGUGCGCUCACGAUCCAGCCGCGGCGGCAGCGGCGCUCAAGUCCGGAUACCCGCUGGUGUACCCCACGCACCCGCUGCACGGCGUGCACUCUUCGCUAACCGCUGCCGCAGCUGCCGGCGCCACACCGCCUUCCCUGGCCGGCCACCCCCUCUACCCCUAUGGCUUCAUGCUCCCUAACGACCCGCUCCCCCACAUCUGCAACUGGGUGUCGGCGAACGGGCCCUGCGACAAGCGCUUCGCCACGUCUGAAGAGCUCCUGAGCCACUUGCGGACCCAUACGGCCUUUCCCGGGACAGACAAACUGCUGUCGGGCUACCCCAGCUCAUCGUCUCUAGCCAGUGCCGCAGCGGCCGCCAUGGCUUGCCACAUGCACAUCCCCACGUCGGGCGCUCCGGGCAGCCCCGGGACGCUAGCGCUGCGCAGCCCCCAUCACGCGCUGGGACUCAGCAGCCGCUACCACCCCUACUCCAAGAGUCCGCUCCCCACGCCCGGCGCUCCGGUGCCCGUGCCCGCCGCCACCGGACCCUACUACUCCCCCUACGCCCUCUACGGACAGAGACUGACCACGGCCUCAGCGCUGGGGUAUCAGUGAGGGCAGUGGGGAGGGCUAGCGAGGGAGAGAAAGGAGCUGGGUGGGAGGGGAGGAGCCGAGCGAGGGGCGGAAACAGCUCGGAGGCGGCUGUCACCCGCGCGUGGGGAAGACCCGGGCCAAGAAACGAGGAAAAUAUAUACCGUAUUUAUCCACCCGUAACAGCGACCGAGACCCGGUGGGAAACUCACCUUCCCCCACUUUCACCUCCCCACCCAAACUUUAUAAAAGUUGAAAAAAAUAUCAUUUGACUUUUUAUAGAAAAAGAAGGAAAAAAUAAUUGAGAAAGUGUUCAUCUGAGAACUGCACCGGUGGACACUAGUAUUUAUUUAUGUUAGCUCCAAGCGGACCCGUGAUUCAAAAGUGCAUUAUUUAGUUUGAGCUCCGUAGCUAAAAAGGAAGGGGGUGGGGGAUGAAAACUUGAGGGUAAAAAUGUGGAAAAAAAAACCCUCCCGUCCCUUGUAGAUUAUAAAUAAAUACAAAGCCGCCACAGAACUAGAGGUCUUCUCUUUAAUGUUACUUUAAAAUUGCUAUUAUUGUAUUGUACGUUCUUAUUUAAUGUCUGAUUGAAACACAAAUUUACAUGCAUGUUUGUUACAAAAAAAUGAAAAAAGUCACAAUUUGUCAGCUCUGAUUUCAAAUUGCAAUUAUUUUUAAGGUGUAUACCAUCGAAAGAGAAUGGGUAUUUUUUUGUAUGUAUUCUGGAAGAAAACAAAAAAAAGGAAAAAAUUCUAUUCCAAAACCUCAUUUGCCUUAUUUUGUUCUUUAAAAGGAACACAACUAUUUUUAAUUUUUAAGUCCACCCGCUGAGAAGGGGACAAGUAAGGUUUACGUCAUGUACUAAAAUAAUAGACAAUGUAUCGCUUUAAAGAUUAAAAUUCCGUAUAUUUGAUGUAUUAAAGGUUUACUUCUUCUUCUUA